AUUUCCGGCUUUCCUAAAUCACCUGUACAAUUUUCCAACCUGCUUUUCCUUACUUUCCGGCCGCCGCCUUUAAGCUGCGAGCUCAACUUCCCCGCGGCCUAAACCCUAACCACGCGUACGCGCCCGCGCACACACGUCAAUACUUCACGGUUAUUCUCGUUUUGAAAUCUGGAAUUGUUAAUGGCUGUUUUUCUCUUCGAGUUCUCUUCUUUCAGGUAGUAGCAGUGUGAGGUAAUACUGGAGAUGGAAGAGCCAGGCCAACUGAAAAGGGCAUUUAUUGAUGCCACGGCUGGGGCAAUCUCUGGUGCUAUAUCAAGGACGGUGACAUCACCACUUGAUGUAAUUAAAAUUAGAUUUCAGGUUCAAUUAGAACCUACUGUUCAGUGGACUUUGCUACACAAGAACAUACACUCGCCAUCUAAGUACACUGGGAUGGUGCAAGCGGCCAAAAAUAUCUUUAGAGAAGAAGGCUUGCCGGGAUUUUGGCGCGGUAACAUUCCAGCCCUACUUAUGGUAAUGCCAUAUACUGCCAUACAGUUCACAGUCUUGCACAAAUUCAAAACCUUUGCUUCUGGAUCUUCAAAAUCAGAAGACCAUAUCUAUUUGAGUCCAUACCUUUCAUACAUCAGUGGGGCAUUAGCAGGAUGUGCAGCUACAGUUGGAUCAUAUCCAUUUGAUCUGCUAAGAACCAUUUUAGCUUCGCAAGGGGAGCCGAAGAUUUACCCAAAUCUAAGGUCUGCUUUUGUUGAUAUAAUUCAAACUCGUGGUAUCCGUGGUCUGUAUUCUGGAUUAAGUCCUACUCUAGUGGAAAUUGUUCCUUAUGCUGGCCUACAGUUUGGCACAUAUGACACGUUCAAGCGCUGGACAUUUGCUUGGAACAGUCUCAGAUCAUCAAAUACAAGCAACAAUGAUGAAUCACUUUCACGCUUCCAGCUUUUCCUAUGCGGUUUAGCAGCUGGAGCAUGUGCAAAAGUUGUCUGUCAUCCCCUUGAUGUAGUUAAGAAGAGGUUUCAGAUUGAAGGACUACAGAGGCAUCCAAGAUAUGGUGCUCGAAUCGAGCUAAACGCAUACAAAAACAUGUAUGAUGCUCUCAAACGGAUUUUAACCCAAGAAGGAUGGGGAGGGCUCUACAAAGGCAUAGUUCCAUCAAUCGUUAAAGCUGCACCCGCAGGUGCGGUGACAUUCGCUGCUUAUGAAUUUACAUCAGAUUGGUUAGAAACUAUUUUGACAUGAAUUCAACUCCGCUGAUUUCUUAUUCACGCUCCCCAUCUGCAGGGGACCGAUUUAAAGUUUGUUUUGAUUUUUUUUCCCUCUUUCUCCUCCCUAUGAUGAUGGGGGCUGUUUAUAUAUUGUUUAACUUCACCUGCAUUGAUGAUUGGCUGUGCCAUACUUUAUAGUUGUAGGAGGUAGAUUAUACAGAACAUUUUUUCAGGCAACAUGGGUUUUCUAUAGAGAAAUUGUUUUUGAGAAUUGGGAUAUGUUCUAUCUUUUAUCUUUUUACUGCAUAGGAUUGGAGGGGUGU
This is a messenger RNA of Cuscuta campestris, 1522 nucleotides long. The record is from the annotation of a GenBank genome assembly. NCBI's taxonomy places the organism in Eukaryota, Viridiplantae, Streptophyta, Magnoliopsida, Solanales, Convolvulaceae.